Belonocnema kinseyi is the source of this 1080-nucleotide messenger RNA. Its product is annotated as prolyl 4-hydroxylase subunit alpha-1-like. The coding region runs from base 1 to 1080 and encodes 359 amino acids. The transcript has 8 exons. Gene Ontology annotation, cellular component: endoplasmic reticulum. The record is from RefSeq and is a predicted model, not a curated record. Gene Ontology annotation, biological process: peptidyl-proline hydroxylation to 4-hydroxy-L-proline. NCBI's taxonomy places the organism in Eukaryota, Metazoa, Arthropoda, Insecta, Hymenoptera, Cynipidae. Gene Ontology annotation, molecular function: iron ion binding; procollagen-proline 4-dioxygenase activity; L-ascorbic acid binding.
AUGGCUCAAUCAUUUUUACUCAUUGGUGGUGUGGUGAUGUCUCUCUUUUGUACUCGAAUUGCCGAUUCUGCUUCACUUAAUUACGAUCAUGAUUUGACCAAGUUUCUUCAAAUGAAUGAUAUCGUAAUUAAUACCGCCAAUGAGUUUCUUCAGGAAGAAGAGAAGCGAUUGGCCACUCUCAAGAAACACAUUGAAGAUUAUAGAAAGGAACACGAAGAAGCAAUACGAAAGAUGUCACUAAAUUGUAGUGUUGCAACUCAGGAAACUUCCGUCAAUGAUGAGAAUAAGGUUAAGGAAGCAGAUAAGAAAGCGGACGUCCUUCAUACACCUAUCUAUGCUGACAAAGAGCACAUUAGGCUCUGUAGAGGAGACACUUUACUACCGGCGGAUAUACAGAAAAAACUGAAAUGCCGAUACAUCGAUCGUGGUGUUCCUUUUCUGAAAAUAGCACCCUUUAAAGAAGAAGAAGUAUAUGUGGAUCCUAAAAUUGUUGUAUACCACGAUGUAAUUUAUGAAGAGGAAAUAGAGAAUAUCAAAAGUUUAUCAGAGCCUAUGUUGAAAAGUGCACAAAUCUUUAAUAAGAUAACUGGCAAAUUAGAACAUUCUAAAGCUAGAGUUACCAAAAUUGCCUUUAUUAAAGAUGAGAAAAAUAAACACGUCAAGCUUUUGAGUCGUCGAGUGGAGCAUAUCACAGGUUUGACGGUGGAUACAGCCGAGCAACUGCAAAUUGGUUACUACGAAAUCGGAGGCUUUUAUCAACCACACUUUGAUUUCGCAACAAAAGAUAUCGUUAGCCCUUUCAGUGCUCGUGUUGGAAACCGUCUCGCCACAAUUCUGUUUUAUAUGAAUGACGUAACAAAGGGUGGUGGUACAAUUUUCCCUACGUUGAACUUUACCGUAUGGCCUAAAAAAGGUAGUGCAUUAUUCUGGUACAAUCUUAAACGAAAUGGAGAAGGAGAUCUUUCAACUUUUCAUGCAGCAUGUCCAGUACUUUCUGGCACAAAAUGGAUUGCGACCAAAUGGCUGCACGAAGUAGGUCAAGAAUUUCGCAGGCCCUGUACUUUAUUGGAAUAUGAAUAA